Molecule: messenger RNA, 639 nt
Organism: Neomonachus schauinslandi (Hawaiian monk seal)
Lineage: Eukaryota; Metazoa; Chordata; Mammalia; Carnivora; Phocidae
Gene: CDKN3
Product: cyclin dependent kinase inhibitor 3
Exons: 8
Coding region: 1-639 (212 amino acids)
Biological process (GO): protein dephosphorylation
Cellular component (GO): nucleus
Molecular function (GO): protein tyrosine phosphatase activity
Source: RefSeq, a predicted model, not a curated record
AUGAAGCCGCCUAGUUCAUUGCAAACAAAUGAGUUUGACUCAUCAGACGAAGAGCCUAUUGAAGAUGAACAGACUCCAAUUCAGAUAUCAUGGCUACCCCUGUCACGAGUGAAUUGUUCUCAGUUUCUUGGUUUAUGUGCUCUUCCAGGUUGUAAAUUUAAAAAUGUUAGAAGAAAUAUCCAAAAAGAUACAGAAGAACUAAAGAGCUAUGGUAUACAAGACAUAUUUGUUUUCUGCACCAGAGGGGAACUGUCAAAAUACAGAGUCCCAAACCUUUUGGACCUCUACCAUCAGUAUGCAAUCAUCACUCAUCAUCAUCCAAUCCCAGACGGAGGGACUCCUGACAUAGCCAGCUGCUGCGAAAUAAUGGAGGAGCUUGCAAUCUGCCUUAAAAAUAACCGAAAAACCUUAAUACACUGUUAUGGAGGACUCGGGAGAUCUUGUCUUGUAGCCGCCUGUCUCCUCCUGUACCUGUCUGACGCAGUUUCACCACAGCAAGCCAUCGACAGCCUGAGAGACCUGCGAGGGUCUGGAGCCAUACAGACGAUCAAGCAAUAUAAUUAUCUUCAUGAGUUUCGGGACAAACUAGCUGCACAUCUAUCAUCAAGAGAUUCAUUAUCAAGAUCUGUAUCUAGAUAA